AUGGUCAAGCAAGAGAAAAAUGCUGUGGGAGGUAUGCUUGCUGAGGUUAUUCCGCCAGACUCUCAAGCAUGGUGGACAAAGCCUCAUCUCGUCAGACUGAACACUACGAUCACCGGUUUACUGCUCUACUCGAGAACAGUGGGCUAUGAUGGCUCGCUAAUGAACGGAAUGCAGUCUCUGGGCCAGUGGAAGGAAUUUAUGGAUCAUCCAGCCGGGGCCUGGCUGGGCUUCAUCAACGCAAUUCAGUUUCUAGGCGUAAUGCUAGGGCUCCCGCUGCAAGCAUGGGCUGCCAAUCGGUUUGGACGCAAGCGCACAAUAUUCGUCGGAUUUUCUUCCUUGCUUUCGGUGCAGCACUUCAGGCCGGUGCAACCAACCAGGCCAUGUUCAUCACUGCUCGUUUCCUGGUCGGACAGGCUAGUGCCUGGUUCCAAGUCUAUCGUUCUAAUCACCGAGAUUGCGUACCCUACUCACCCGUUUGGGUGCCGCAACAAUAACUCUUCGUGGGCGUGGCGCAUCCUGUCGUUGUUGCAGAUGGGGAUUCCACUCUUCGCCCUACCGCUGACGCUAAACGCGCCUGAAUCUCCUCGGUGGUUCAUCAGCAAGGACAGGCAUGAGGAGGCGCGCCAAAUGUUGGUGAAGCACCACGCAGGUGGUGAUCAGAAUUCUCUUCUCGUUGCAUCGGAAAUGGAAGAGAUUAUCAGGUCAAUUGCAAAAGAGCAAGAAGCAGAGAAUUCAACCGGAUGGGUCGAUAUGAAAUUAAUCUCGUUUAGUGGCAUUGUCUCAUAUUAUCUGACUCUCAUUCUUGACAACAUUGGCAUCACAUCGGUUACAGAACAGCUCAUGAUCAACGGGUUUCUGCAAAUCUGGAACCUCAUUAUGGCAGUAGUCGGCGCACUACUCGUGGAUCGCAUCGGUCGCGGCUUUGCCGAGACGGAUUCCAGAAGUAUCGGUAUCAGUGUCAUUCCCCUUCUGUUCGUGUAUUUUGCCGGAUACGACAUUGCCUUUACACCCUUGCUUUUGUCCUUUCCCGUAGAAAUCUGGCAGUUUUCCCUGUGGGCGAAAGGUGUGGCUUUCACGUCGACAUGCACUUAUUUCGCGCUUCUCUUCAAUUCGUUCGUCAACCCCAUUGCACUGGAGGCUAUUCAGUGGAAGUACUACUUUGUUUAA
Penicillium waksmanii is the source of this 1167-nucleotide messenger RNA. RefSeq names its product MFS sugar transporter. Gene Ontology annotation, molecular function: carbohydrate:proton symporter activity. The record is from RefSeq and is a predicted model, not a curated record. NCBI's taxonomy places the organism in Eukaryota, Fungi, Ascomycota, Eurotiomycetes, Eurotiales, Aspergillaceae. Gene Ontology annotation, cellular component: membrane. Gene Ontology annotation, biological process: carbohydrate transport; transmembrane transport. The transcript has 5 exons. The coding region runs from base 1 to 1167 and encodes 388 amino acids.